AUGUCAGCCGACAACGAAGACUAUUAUGAUGAAGAUCCUUAUGGAUUUGAGGAAGAGAAUGCCCCAAUCACAGCAGAGGAUACUUGGGCAGUCAUCUCUGCUUUCUUCAGAGAGAAAGGUCUGGUGUCACAACAGUUGGAUUCAUUCAACCAAUUUGUUGAUUAUACUCUACAGGAUAUUAUCUCAGAGGAUUCCACUUUGAUUUUGGAACAAUUAGCCCAACAUACCACUGAACAAGAUAACAUUAGUAGAAAAUAUGAAAUAAGUUUUGGUAAGAUAUACGUUACGAAACCUAUGGUGAACGAAUCUGAUGGUGUUACACACGCAUUAUAUCCACAAGAAGCAAGACUGAGAAACCUGACAUACUCUUCUGGUUUGUUUGUAGAUGUUACUAAGAGAACUUACGAAGCAGUGGAUGUCCCUGGUAGAGAUUUAAACUAUCAACUAAUUGCCGAAGAAUCUGAAGAGGACAGUGAGAGUGGUAAAGUCUUUAUUGGCCGUCUACCAAUCAUGUUGAGGUCCAAGAAUUGUUAUUUAAGUGAUGCCACCGAAUCUGAUCUAUAUAAAUUAAAGGAGUGUCCAUUUGAUAUGGGAGGGUACUUUAUUAUCAAUGGUUCCGAGAAAGUUUUAAUCGCACAAGAACGUUCUGCAGGUAACAUUGUUCAAGUUUUCAAGAAAGCAGCCCCAUCUCCAAUAUCACAUGUUGCCGAAAUCAGAUCUGCUCUUGAAAAGGGUUCCAGAUUUAUCAGUACAUUGCAAGUUAAACUGUAUGGUCGUGAAAGCAGUUCAGCUCGUACCAUUAAAGCAACUCUUCCAUACAUUAAGCAGGAUAUCCCAAUCGUUAUCAUUUUUAGAGCACUAGGUAUUAUUCCGGAUGGUGAAAUUUUAGAACAUAUUUGUUACGAUGUCAAUGAUUGGCAAAUGCUGGAAAUGUUAAAGCCAUGUGUAGAAGAUGGUUUUGUUAUUCAAGAUCGUGAAACAGCUCUUGAUUUCAUUGGUCGUCGUGGUACUGCGUUGGGUAUCAAGAAAGAAAAGAGAAUUCAAUACGCCAAAGACAUUUUGCAAAAGGAAUUUCUACCUCAUAUUACCCAGUUAGAAGGUUUUGAGUCCAGAAAAGCCUUUUUCUUGGGUUACAUGAUUAAUAGACUGCUAUUAUGUGCUCUUGACCGUAAAGAUCAAGAUGAUCGUGACCAUUUCGGUAAGAAGAGAUUAGACUUAGCAGGUCCAUUACUUGCCCAGCUUUUCAAGACGCUGUUCAGGAAACUAACCAAAGAUAUCUUCCGUUACAUGCAGAGAACAGUCGAAGAAGCCAAUGAUUUCAACAUGAAAUUAGCUAUUAAUGCGAAGACCAUCACGUCAGGUCUUAAGUAUGCUUUGGCUACUGGUAAUUGGGGUGAACAAAAGAAAGCUAUGUCUUCAAGAGCCGGUGUGUCACAAGUUUUGAAUCGUUAUACAUAUUCCUCAACACUAUCACAUUUAAGAAGAACAAAUACACCUAUAGGUCGUGAUGGUAAACUGGCAAAGCCACGUCAACUUCACAACACUCAUUGGGGUUUGGUUUGUCCCGCCGAGACUCCUGAAGGUCAAGCUUGUGGUCUAGUGAAGAACUUAUCACUUAUGUCUUGUAUCUCUGUUGGUGCCGACCCUAUGCCUAUUAUCACAUUUUUAAGCGAAUGGGGUAUGGAACCUUUGGAAGAUUAUGUUCCACAUCAAUCUCCGGAUGCCACUAGAGUGUUUGUUAAUGGUGUCUGGCACGGUGUUCACAGAAACCCUGCUAGAUUAAUGGAAACACUAAGAACACUAAGAAGAAAGGGUGAUAUCAAUCCAGAAGUUUCUAUGAUCAGAGAUAUUAGAGAACAGGAAUUGAAAAUUUUUACCGAUGCCGGUAGGGUAUAUAGACCAUUGUUUAUUGUUGAAGAUGACGAAGAAUUAGGUCGUAAGGAAUUGAAAGUUAGAAAAGGUCAUGUCGCCAAGUUAAUGGCUACUGAAUACCAAGAUAUUGAGGGUGGAUUUGAGGACGCUGAAGAUUACACAUGGUCUUCCCUAUUAAACGAAGGUCUUGUAGAGUAUAUUGAUGCCGAAGAAGAAGAAUCUAUUUUGAUUGCCAUGCAACCAGAAGAUCUUGAACCAACUGCAGUUGAGCAAGAUAUACCUAAAGAAAAUGUCGAUCUUGCUAAACGUAUUAAGGUCACUCAUCAUGCCACAACAUUCACCCACUGUGAAAUCCAUCCAUCAAUGAUCCUUGGUGUCGCAGCAUCUAUUAUUCCAUUCCCUGAUCACAAUCAAUCUCCUCGUAAUACUUACCAAUCUGCGAUGGGUAAGCAAGCUAUGGGUGUCUUCUUAACAAACUACAAUUUCCGUAUGGAUACUAUGGCUAACAUUCUAUAUUACCCUCAGAAACCAUUAGGUACUACUCGUGCAAUGGAAUACCUAAAAUUCAGAGAAUUGCCUGCCGGUCAGAACGCUAUUGUUGCCAUUGCAUGUUAUUCGGGGUAUAACCAAGAAGAUUCCAUGAUUAUGAACCAAUCAUCUAUUGACCGUGGUUUAUUUAGAUCUCUGUUCUUUAGAUCGUAUAUGGAUCAAGAGAAAAAAUAUGGUAUGUCCAUUACUGAAACUUUUGAGAAACCUCAACGUACUAAUACAUUAAGAAUGAAGCAUGGUACAUACGAUAAGUUAGAUGAAGAUGGUUUGAUUGCACCAGGUGUCAGAGUGUCUGGAGAAGAUAUAAUUAUCGGUAAGACAACACCUAUUGCACCGGAUGAAGAAGAACUAGGUCAAAGAACUGCUUACCAUUCGAAGAGAGAUGCUUCUACUCCUUUGAGAAGUACAGAAAAUGGUAUUGUCGAUCAAGUUCUAAUAACAACGAACCAAGAUGGUCUUAAGUUUGUCAAAGUACGUGUUAGAACAACUAAGGUUCCUCAGAUUGGUGACAAGUUUGCUUCUCGUCACGGUCAAAAGGGUACAAUCGGUAUAACUUACAGAAGAGAAGACAUGCCUUUUACAGCCGAAGGUAUUGUCCCUGAUCUGAUUAUCAAUCCACACGCUAUUCCAUCUCGUAUGACUGUGGCGCACUUGAUUGAAUGUUUACUAAGUAAAGUUGCUGCAUUGUCUGGUAAUGAAGGUGAUGCUUCUCCUUUUACUGAUAUUACUGUUGAAGGUAUUUCCAAACUACUAAGAGAACACGGCUACCAAUCUCGUGGUUUCGAAGUCAUGUAUAAUGGUCACACUGGUAAGAAGUUGAUGGCUCAAAUUUUCUUUGGCCCAACAUACUAUCAGCGUUUGAGACACAUGGUCGACGAUAAGAUUCAUGCCAGAGCUCGUGGUCCUAUGCAAGUACUAACUAGACAACCAGUAGAAGGUAGAUCAAGAGAUGGUGGUCUAAGAUUCGGUGAAAUGGAACGUGACUGUAUGAUCGCUCAUGGUGCCGCAGCUUUCUUGAAGGAAAGAUUAAUGGAAGCUUCCGAUGCUUUCAGAGUACAUAUCUGUGGUAUUUGUGGUUUGAUGUCUGUUAUUGCAAAACUAAACCAUAAUCAAUUUGAAUGUAAGGGUUGUGACAAUAAGAUCGAUAUCUACCAAAUUCAUAUACCAUAUGCUGCCAAAUUACUAUUUCAAGAAUUGAUGGCUAUGAAUAUCACACCUCGUCUCUACACCGACCGCUCAAGAGAUUUUUAA
Messenger RNA from Nakaseomyces glabratus, 3672 nucleotides. RefSeq names its product DNA-directed RNA polymerase II subunit RPB2 (gene RPB2). Lineage: Eukaryota; Fungi; Ascomycota; Saccharomycetes; Saccharomycetales; Saccharomycetaceae. Gene Ontology annotation, biological process: DNA-templated transcription. Gene Ontology annotation, cellular component: RNA polymerase II, core complex. The record is from RefSeq and is a predicted model, not a curated record. Gene Ontology annotation, molecular function: DNA binding; ribonucleoside binding.